AUGCUGAAUCCUCGAUACAUCGGUCCGUUUCAGAUUCUUGAGAGGGUUGGACCGGUGGCGUAUCGGAUGGGUCUACCGCCUCACCUUUCAAACCUGCACGACGUAUUCCAUGUGUUGCAGCUUCAGAAGUAUACUCCUAAUGCUAGCCAUGUGUUAGAACUUGAAUCGGUCCAGUUAAAGGAAGACUUGACUCUGCCGGUGACUCUGGUCAGAAUUGAUGACAUGAGUAUCAAACGGUUGCGCAGAAAAGAGAUUUCAUUAGUCAAAGUGGCAUGGAUUCGGGCCGGUAUUGAGGAGCACACUUGGGAACUUGAGUCGGAAAAGCGAACGGACUACCCACACCUAUUCUCAGGUAACUGA
Messenger RNA from Arachis ipaensis, 360 nucleotides. RefSeq lists its product as uncharacterized. The record is from RefSeq and is a predicted model, not a curated record. Lineage: Eukaryota; Viridiplantae; Streptophyta; Magnoliopsida; Fabales; Fabaceae.